This is a messenger RNA of Electrophorus electricus (electric eel), 2040 nucleotides long. It is a transcript of the gene wdr53, whose product is annotated as WD repeat domain 53. Gene Ontology annotation, molecular function: protein binding. NCBI's taxonomy places the organism in Eukaryota, Metazoa, Chordata, Actinopteri, Gymnotiformes, Gymnotidae. The record is from RefSeq and is a predicted model, not a curated record.
UCAUGCUCACAGUUGAUCAGUUUAUCGGUUUAUCAGUGACCCAGAAAUUAGCCUCAUUUGUGCCUCAUCAGCCUCAUCGUCCUCCUCACUGCUCUACACAUCAUCCUCAUCCUCAUCCUCAUCACUGCUCCACACAUCCACUGCACGGGUCUGGCGACACCUUCUUCUGCUCACCAUUAUAUUUCAGGCUUGAUUAUUUCCACGCCCAUUAACUGUCCUGAACUCAGCAUGCUGAGUUGACAUAAGAGCUUCGGGCUCUGUUCGUUACAGGUCAUCUAUCGUGGUCAGCUUUUCUUUCUUUCCCCCCUUCAUGUACAACUAUUUUGAAAGUUGAAACGCAUUAUUAAAGGCCCGCUGGUGUCUUUUACGUCAUCGAAGUGCGACUUUUACGUGCGGGGAGUCAGGGAGGUAAAGUUGAGUUUCCAAGUGUGUAUCCUGCGAUAUAAUGUUCCUGCUUAGACCUGAGUGACACUUUAAUCACACACAGUGUGUGCACGUCGUCUCGGACACCUUUGCAUCAGCUGCAGCUCGCGCCGGCCGGCGACAUGUCGCGCAGGUGGGCGGGCGGCCACGCGGCCUCCGUGCUGUGCGUGGCCUCCGCUGGGGGCGAGGACGGCCUGCUGGCGUCCGGAGCAGAGGGGGGCGAGGUGACGGUGUGGACCCCGGACGGGCUGCCCCUCGCGCAGCUGCGCUUGGCCGCGCGGGAGGACGUCACGUGCACGGCGUUCUCCCCGACGGCCCCCGGGCUCCUGUACGCGGCUCACGGGGAGACGGUCAGCGUGCUGGACGCCCGCCGCCUGAAGGGUGCGCUGGAGGAGCUGCGAGGCGUCGGAGAAGACGAGAUCAACGCGGUGUCGGUGAAUGAGACGGGUACCCUGCUGGCCACGGCCGACGACUCCGGGGCCGUUAGGGUGGUGGACCUGCAGGCGGGCAGAGUGAGCCGCACCCUGCGCAAGCACGCCAACAUCUGCUCGUCUGUGGCCUUCCGGCCGCAGAGGCCGCAGAGCCUCGUGUCUGCGGGACUGGACAUGCAGGUGAUGCUGUGGAACCUGCAGAAAGCUCGGCCGGUGUGGACCUACAGCCUGCAGCAGGCAGCCGAGGAAGACGGCGAGCCGCAGCAGAGGGCGGGCCAGCUCUUCAACCCCCCGCUGGCCCACUGCGUCAGCGUGGCGUCCUGUGGAAACGUGCUCGCUUGCGCUGCCGAGGACGGCCACGUGCACCUGGCGCGGGUGGGCGCGGGCUCCCGGCACGAGCAUCAGGGGGCGAUAAAGGCUCACAGCCAGGGUGCCGCGCAGGCCCACUUUCUCAGCUUCCUCCCCCACCCUUACUGGCUGGCCACGGGAGGCAACGACUGCGCCGUGGCGCUGUGGGAUCUGGGAGAAGAGCCCCUAGUGGCCGCAGAGGGGAAGGGCAGGGGCAAGCUGAAGGCCCCCCACAGGAAGAACAAAGCCAAAGCCAAAGCCAAGUGUCAGGCUGCCAGAGACGCUGAGGCUGAAGAGGAAAAGCGGCGUGAGGGUGAGCUUUCCGAGGAGGCCAGCGGUGCUAAUCCAGGAGCGUGGCGCGCAACAGCUGAACCCAAGAUAAAGUUUAGCCACGAGGACAAGGUGAACUGGGUGUGUCCAGCCCUCCUCAGGGGCCAGCCGAGUCUGCUCGUGGCAGACCAGAGCCCCAUCUUAACCGCCUACUCUCUGGCGGGACUGUAGCCUGUCAUAAUCCAGCCAGAAUCCUGGAAACCUCCAUUAUAACUUUGUUAUUUAUUUCUCUUCUGGGUGAACUGAGGGCAACUAUUUAUACAUGACUGCAAAAGAAUGAACUGGCCUUAAGACAUGAUUCUCUUUGCUUUUUUUGGUGUGUGUAGAUGGGUUUUGGGUGUCCUUUUUUGCCAGUGAAUGUUUCUGGUUGACUGCAGUCAGGCUUCAUGAUAAUAUACUCAGUAUAAAUAAAUAUUCUUAUCAAGUUUUCAGAAUUGGUUUUAAGAAUUGGGGUGUGUGUGUGUGUGUGCACACGCAUGCAAAAAAUAAAACAUGAAAACAUGCAGAA